GGUCUGCUAGGAAAUCAAGUUGUACAUCCAGCAUGAAGGUGUUCAUUACUCUAUUGGCUUUGGCUGUUGCCUCUGCCUCGGCUUACGAGGAGGUGAUCCACAACAAGGAUAUCACCAAGGUGAACAAGAUCGAGGGUCGCAUUACCAACGGAUACCCAGCCUACGAGGGCAAGGCUCCCUACACUGUCGGUCUCGGCUUCAGCGGUGGCUGGUGGUGCGGUGGUUCCAUCAUCUCCAACACCUGGGUUCUUACUGCUGAGCACUGCACUGGCAGCGCCGACUCCGUCACCGUCUACUUCGGUGCCACAUGGCGCACCAACGCCCAGUACACCCACUGGGUUAGCCGCAACGACAUGAUCAACCACAACUCUGCUGAUAUCGCCCUGAUCCGCAUUCCCCAUGUGGACUUCUGGCACAUGGUCAACAAGGUUGAGCUGCCCAGCUACAACGAUCGCUACAACGACUACAACGGAUGGUGGGCUGUUGCCUGCGGCUGGGGUGGUACCUAUGAUGGCUCUCCUCUGCCCGAUUGGUUGCAGUGCGUCGACUUGCAGGUCAUCCACAACUCUGAGUGCGCCCAGACCUAUGGCGGUCUUAUCCAGGACAACAUCAUCUGUGUGAGAACUCCUGACGGCAAGUCCACCUGCGGUGGUGACUCUGGUGGUCCUUUGGUUUCCCACGACGGCAACAAACUUAUUGGUGUUACCAACUGGGUGUCUGCUGCUGGCUGCCAAUCUGGUCAUCCAUCUGGCUUCCAGCGUGUCACCUACCAUUUGGACUGGAUCCGUGACCAUACUGGCAUUGCUUACUAAAUAGCUAUAGCUUCAAUAAAAUAAACAAAAAAUAUCAUUUUAAAAGGAAA
Messenger RNA from Drosophila albomicans, 862 nucleotides. Its product is annotated as serine protease 1-like. The transcript has a single exon. The record is from RefSeq and is a predicted model, not a curated record. Gene Ontology annotation, molecular function: serine-type endopeptidase activity. NCBI's taxonomy places the organism in Eukaryota, Metazoa, Arthropoda, Insecta, Diptera, Drosophilidae. Gene Ontology annotation, biological process: proteolysis. Bases 33 to 812 code for a protein of 259 amino acids.